Messenger RNA from Heterocephalus glaber (naked mole-rat), 3256 nucleotides. RefSeq names its product Ras like without CAAX 1 (gene Rit1). The record is from RefSeq and is a predicted model, not a curated record. Gene Ontology annotation, molecular function: GTP binding; GTPase activity. Gene Ontology annotation, cellular component: membrane. Gene Ontology annotation, biological process: signal transduction. Lineage: Eukaryota; Metazoa; Chordata; Mammalia; Rodentia; Bathyergidae.
GCGCGGCCCGCCCGGGGCCAUCCAAGUCAGUCGCUCCCCUGCGACCUGGGUCCCGGGCGGCGGCGGCGGGGCUCCUGGGCCUCGCUCCUCGCCGCCGGCCGCUCUGCUCCCAGGCGCUUCCUGCUCGGGCGGCCGCGCGCCAUGGACGCUGGAGCUCGGCCUGGGGGCGGCGGUUGCAGCUGCCCGGCCGCGCUGUCCCGCGAGUACAAACUGGUGAUGCUGGGCGCCGGCGGCGUGGGCAAGAGCGCUAUGACCAUGCAGUUCAUCAGCCAUCGAUUCCCAGAAGACCACGAUCCCACCAUUGAAGAUGCUUAUAAAAUCCGGAUCCGUAUUGAUGAUGAGCCUGCCAAUCUGGACAUCUUGGAUACAGCUGGACAGGCAGAGUUCACAGCCAUGCGGGAUCAGUACAUGAGGGCUGGAGAAGGGUUCAUCAUCUGCUACUCUAUCACGGAUCGCCGGAGUUUCCAUGAAGUUCGCGAGUUGAAACAGCUUAUUUACCGCGUUCGGCGCACGGAUGACACGCCUGUGGUUCUCGUGGGAAACAAGUCUGACUUGAAACAGCUAAGACAGGUCACCAAGGAAGAAGGGCUGGCUCUGGCCCGAGAAUUCAGCUGUCCCUUUUUUGAGACUUCUGCUGCAUACCGCUACUACAUUGAUGAUGUUUUCCAUGCACUUGUCCGAGAAAUCCGUAGGAAAGAAAAGGAGGGAGUACUGGCCAUGGAGAAAAAAUCUAAACCCAGAAGCAGUGUCUGGAAGAGGCUGAAGUCCCCAUUCCGGAAGAAGAAGGAUUCAGUGACUUGAGGAGGCGGGCGCUUCCCUGUGUGCUGCAGAGCUUGCUCCGAGCGCCCUCCAUAACCUGCAGUAGUGACUGGUGCCUGCUCUUUCUCCUGCUAAUGACCAUUAUUCUAAAAGUACCUGAUGAGGGGGAUGCGGCUCCUCGGGGUUCCAGUGAUGUGGUGUUUAAAGUAUCAUUUCUUAGUUGAUUCUGAUUAACCAGCAGAGCGCUGUCUGCUUUGCAGUUGUCACAUUAGGACUUGAUCUGCCACUGUUGGGGUCACGUUGCUGAUAUUAAUCCACGGGAGUCGUUCGCACAGGAGAGUGUGUGGCCCUGUGUGUGUGUGUGAGCAAGUGCACAGCGGGGCCCUGUCCGCCUCCGCCUCAUUUCCUGGGACCGCCAGGGCAGGGCCUGGUCCUGCUUCCCGCAUGCCCUUCCUGGAGACACGAGAACUCAGUGCUAGAAAGACCAGCACCCAGACAGCUGAGGAGCUGGCUCCUGUUGCAGACUGGAGCAGGAGCAGGAGCGGGACUUGCAAGGUGUGAGUGGGAGGAGCCUGCUUUGCUGAGAAACGCACACUUGCCCAGGCGGGUGAGAGCCGAAGUCACGCUCUCCCCUGGAGACUUUUUAAGGAUUUGCCUUUCUUUCCCUUCAAAGGCAAAUGCUUGGGAGCGGUUACUGGCUUGCUGACCCGUGUCUGAAUCCUAAGCUGGGAGAGCCAGUGCCGUGAGCAGGCCUGUGUCCGCAAGGACCCACACUCGGUGCAGACUGCUCCCCCGUGCUCGCUCUCUGUGCUCAGAGGAGUUAGCCCUGGCAAGAGCUUUUUAGGGCCCGUGUUUGGCCGGCUGCAUCUUCCGUACAGAGGAGACACCAGGAGCUUGAAUAUGUCAUGGAUGUGCCUCCUUGACCUCCAGAGUUGUUAGGCUCAGGGUUCCAAGGGAGCACGUGGCCAGGUGGCGUGCAUCUGUAAUCUCAGCAUUGGGGAGGCUGAGGCAGCAGGGUGGCCUCGAGUUCAAGGCCAGCCUGAAGAACAUGGUGAGACCCUGUCUCAAAAAACCAAAAAAAAAGCCUGUGGCUUUUCAGUUCAUUGGGUCAGUCUGGAAGCUUUAAUGUCCACGUGUAGUUUGUAACCUGCAGAUUGCCUGCGAAGGACCUUACAGCGUUCACCUCAGGGUUGCGUGGCCUUGACAAAGUUCAGACUAAGAGAAAACCGCUUGGCUGUGUGUGCGUGUUGCAAAACUGUAGUCCUAGGAAGGAACAGCUUUAACUCGGUUGCGAGCGCUCUGCGAUCUACGCCUGUGCUCGCCGAAGGGCGAGGGCGGCACCUCCCCUGGAGUAGCAGUGUCACUGGAGCGGCUUCAUCUCCUCUCGACUCUCAGGCAACCUGCUGUGGCACCCCUGGAAAAGACCCCGGCCCAAGUUGCUCUUCUCCACUGCUAUUAAAGGCAGGAGGACAGGGUUAUUGUGGGGUUUUUAUAGAUCAGUGGUCUAGGGUCCAGAUGUAAAGAAAAGUGACCGAUAGAACAUUUUUAGCUCUGAGCAGUGGUCCCUUGUGAAACCCUGAGACACUCUGUAGUGGAUCAGCCCUGUUUCGGGUGCUCAACCCAUCCAGAAGUGAGAGCCACGAGCUGAGUCUGUGGGUCUCAGGAACCACAGUACGGGGAACGGGAGGCAGAAAAGAAACGCAGCACGGCUCCACUGUGAUAUUGCACCUCGUGUAAACUGGUUCAGGCCUUUCACGUUCAGCGCCUCAGCUUCUCAUUACCGAUGACCUAGGGAAUUGCCAUUAGCACCCAGCGAGGAAGUGUCACUGUAUAAUUCUCGAAGGUCAUCAAGGCAGCGGAGGACAUUGCCAGCCCGAAGGGUCUGUAAGAAGUGAACGUGCACUGCGUAUAGAAGCCACCAGGCAGGGACUUUGGGGCAGUCUCUGUCACGUGUUUGCCCCUUGGAUGAACCAGUCUCUUGGAUGGUGCUGAGGAGGACUGCUAGACGGUGUCAGGGUACAACGUGUAAGUCACAGCUUUAUUCUGAGCGUAGGCAAUUUAUGAGCUCUAAUCCACUUUAUCCAGUCUGAGGGCAUUCAAAUUAAUUAAGACCUGGAACUUCAAAGAGAGACAUUCAGGAAGGAGUUGAAAGGCACUGGAACUAUUCGUGUCCAUACUGGAUGUGUAAGACAAGAUUAUUAAAAAAACCAAGCUGGGCCUAGGGGUCCACGCCUGCAAUCCUCGCUCCUCGGAGGCUGAGGCAGGAGGAUCAGGAGUUCCAGGCCAGCCUAGACUAAACACCAAAGCCAAACAUGGAAAAGCUAGUGUCUAGAAUUAGCUGUUCAGAAUUCAGAAGGGGACAUUUGUUUUAACUUUGUGAUGUAUGAGCAAAAAUGGGGCCUGCCUACUGUGAUGUUUGGGAAAAAGGGAGUUUUUCCCUUUUGCACUUGUAUAUGAAGACAGUUUGUAGGACGCAAUACAAAACUUUUAAACAGUU